AUGGCCAAGUUCGUCGUCUACGAGAAGGUCUCUGAGGCUGUCUUCCGCAAGUUCCCCAAGAAGGACCUCUCCGACGGCAUGCAGACCGUUGCCAACCUUGGCUCUGGUCUGAUUGCUGGUUUCGCCGCCGCCAUUGUUUCUCAGCCCGCCGACACCAUGCUUUCCAAGAUCAACAAGACCCAGGGUCUCCCUGGUGAGGGCACUGUCUCUCGUCUCAUCAAGAUCGGUAAGGAGCUCGGUCUCCGUGGCUCUUACUCCGGUAUUGGUGCCCGUCUCUUCAUGGUUGGUACUCUUACCGCCGGUCAGUUCGCCAUCUAUGGUGAUCUCAAGAAGGCCAUGGGCGCAACAGGAGGUGUAGAAAUCGCUGCUUAA
Fusarium musae is the source of this 372-nucleotide messenger RNA. RefSeq lists its product as uncharacterized. The record is from RefSeq and is a predicted model, not a curated record. The transcript is spliced from 2 exons. Gene Ontology annotation, molecular function: phosphate transmembrane transporter activity. Bases 1 to 372 code for a protein of 123 amino acids. Gene Ontology annotation, cellular component: mitochondrial inner membrane. Lineage: Eukaryota; Fungi; Ascomycota; Sordariomycetes; Hypocreales; Nectriaceae. Gene Ontology annotation, biological process: mitochondrial phosphate ion transmembrane transport.